AGAUUUUUCACAUCCACAGUUUUGUGCGAGAGCUGUCCGUGUUAACAAGGCAAUUUGUAUUUGGGCUGCAAAGGACAUAAAAAAGAAGAAAAAAAAAACAGACUGCAGACCCUUUACGUAAUCGCAAUCAGAAAGGAAACGUGAUACUAUAAAUGGUGCAAACUUUUGGCCCCUUUUCAUUUAGUGCAGUUAAUUCCCAUCGCUUGAUGCGAUGUGAUUCCGAUACGGUGCAAACCUCCAAUGGGAGGAAUUAUGUGGCAAUAAAGUAAACAUGUAUAGGGAGUGGUCGAAUCACUGAGUAUUAAGCUACUAUGGCGUUGGUUUAGAUAAUUUCGACCUCGGAUCUGGAGAGCUCUGGUGUGGCUGGAUGUGCUGUGUACAGUGAAGCAGAAGAAUUUCGAUUGUGUUUUGAUAUUUGUACACAGAAUAGCGAAAAUCUGUCCUAAUGACGGGGAGCUUUCGGAUACAACUAAUCAAUAUGAAUACCCGAAAUGCAGCUUUUCAAGCAAAGUUGCGGUGUCUACACGAUUUCCACGUCCGACUAUUGGCAAACCAAGCACCGGGACCAACCGGAUCGGAAGUUGCCAACACUAUCAAAUACUUUUCCCAAACUUUACUAACCGUAUUGAAAGAUGUUCCCUGUUCACCGUUGGAAAUGAUUAAAGACCCAUCAUUGGAUCAAAUUCGCAUGUCCAGCUAUCCUAACUUGGAGUAUCAAAACCUCUACAAUGCACUUACCAUGCUAUUAGAUGUGGCGUCCAACAUCCAGUCUGGGUUGCACCUUUUUGGAAAGGCGUUUCUUCAGUGUUUGGGAUGCAUACUGCCCUUUCUUGAUAGAGAUCUUAUCGACAAUCUUCCCUAUCUAACUGCAUCUAGCAUAUCUGUCCUGCCACCAUCACUGCACCAGGAUAUCAUCAACUAUCUCUGUUACUAUAUUCUUCCGUUUACCAUCACGCGCCAAAGUGACGACGAUCAGGAAUGCCACGCGUGCCAAUCGGUAUCGGCCGUCAUAAUGCUAGUGUUCCAGUACUCCACCAAUCCAGCCCACCAUUGUCAGCUACUUGAAUGUUUGAUGCGAUUGAAGCACAACGUCGCCAAAGACCUUCUGUGUGUGAUUGGGUAUGGAACGGCGAUGUCGCGCGCGUCUGCCGCCAAGCUGCUCUUUUACUACUGGCCCGCCUUCGAUCCGAACCUGUUCGAUCGGAAGGGUCUGCUCUGCAAGUUCACCAACGAUCUGGUGCCAUUCGUCUGCCAGCGAGAAUCGUGCCCGAACGCGGGCAAUGCAGAGGCUGUGAAAGUGUGCUACGACCACUGCAUCAGCAUUCUGUACGCGUCGGAUGCGCCACCGCCACUGUAUCUGUGCAUCGAGUGCGCCAACGAGAUACAUCGCGAUCAUCGGAAUCUUACUUUCGGCGACAUUUUACAUCCGAUGCAGCAGGUAUCGAUGGUGUGCGAGAACAAAAAUUGCCGCUCGCACGAGAAAUCUGCUGUAUCGAUCUGCUUUUCAAACGAGUGUGCCAGCUACAAUGGCAACCAUCCAAUACGUUACUGUCUGCAGUGUCACGGCAAUCGGCACAAUAGCCGCCGUGGCAUCGAUCACAUCGUUCAUCGGAGCCUGCCACCGAUGAUGAUGAUGGAUGCCGAGAUGCAAACGUAUCUGGUGGAGUCUGUAAUCAGUCUUCUGCGCGAAGCGAAACCCCUUAACGUGGACUUUCGCAAGGACUCGUCAAUGAUGGAAACAAAAGGCAAUGCUUCCGGACAGAAUGGAGGUGGUGAGCAACAGGUCGACUAUUUGACGCUCGAGGAGCGCCAACUGCUUGGACGGUACGGCAUAUGGCUACUGGUGGGGCGCUGCACACCAACGGUCGAUACGCCGGUGGAAAUUUUGGGCCGACUGUUGUCAAUGCUCUUCCACUGGUUCCACGUGACUGCAUACUCAUACGAUGGGCAAACAGAGAGUACGCUGGAAAAGUUGAAGCAAGAUCACAUAUGCAGCUGGCUAAAGGAAGUACGCAUCAGCCACUACAAAGAGUUUAUUGAUUGCUUGCUACCCCAUCCACCCGAGUACUCCCGCGUCGGAGGACACUGGGAUUCGUUAGCUUCGCGAACGUCCCAUCUGAAGGAGGGUCUACAGCGGUUGAUUUGUUUGAUACCGUACGAAAUCAUUACGCAGGAGAUCUGGGACACGGUAAUGCCGCACUGGAUGGAAGCAAUUACGAACGAUGUCCCGGAAAAAGAGCUGAUCGAGCUGAAGAUCGUACUGAACAAGAUACUGGAUGCGGAAAUGUCACCGCUUGGGUUUGACGCUAGAGCUAUGUACAAUUUCGUAGCAAUACGGUUCGAGAAGACGACUGCCAAGGUGCAGCAGCAGGCGCUCUAUUGGUUGCAGAAUUUGACCAAGUUGGAGAUUGUCAUUCCGUUACCGCAGCUCUUUGCGAUGUUUGGCGACGGCGUACGUAUCAUGAAGCAUGGAGUACAGGCAGAAAUAAACAAAUCCAAGGAUUCCAGCCGUGGUGGAUCGAGCGGUGGAAGCGGUACCAAAUUCGCCAAAGAAAGAGAGUUACAACCACCUAGACGUAGUUCCAUUUCUCCCGUGGUCGAGGAUGAAUCUGGCAACACAUCGGCUAUUUCUGACGACGAAGUGCCCAUGAGCAAGUGCAUGGAGUUUUCGACCGAUGCCGAACACAAUCUCACAUGUUGUGUACUGAUGUUAGAUAUUCUGUUGCGCCAGAUGGAGCUUCAGGAAAUUGAGAUGCAUUCGGGCAUUUACACGACCGUGGCCGACAACGUUUGCCGUUUGCUAAAGUGCAUGGUAACAGCUGCUAAUGUGGGCAUGGGCAAUCACAGCUGCCGGCUGAUGGAUUGCGCAUACUGCGAAACUUCUGUCAUGUGGCAUCAGCUUUCGACCAAGCUGGUUCAAUAUCUAGCACCGGUAAAUCCUGUUAACCCGCCCGAUCCUCCGAUGCAGAUGGUGAUAGAUGAUGAAAAAACGCGCAAGAGCCCACCAGAAUUGGAAAAGGAAGCUAAAUCAAACGAACGUGACAUGUCUCUUUCGAUGGCGCCUUUACACAUACCGCUUGGGCCAUUAGUCAUGCCUUCUAUUCUUGAUGAUGCCGGAAAAGUCAUUAUAAUGGCAGGUCCAGUACCGGUAGCAGUUCCACAGCCGGAACCUCACUCGGUUGGUGGUGUAUUAGUACAUAUGCCGCAUGUUUGUUCUAUCAUGACCGCCACGGUGGAAACAGUCUCGGAACAAUUAGACCUGGCUGCAAUAAUACCUUCGGAAAAGGUGGUACCGGCGGUGGCACGAUCUGUUACGUUGUCCGAAGCCGACGUCGCUACUGCUACGGUGCAGAUUGCGAAACCGAAUGUGAUUGGCGAAAGCAGCUCUGAAGGUGGCGGCCUUGAUUCGGAAAAUCUAGACGGAUCCCAUCCAUUCGAUGGAGACGAGGAGUUUUGGCACACAUCGGUUGGAAAAUUCAAGUUUUCCAUCGACGCUCUGCCUCAGUCUUUACAGUUCAUCUAUCAACUGUUGAAGGAAAUCCCAAACAUCGACAAAGCUGAUAUACUAUACUACGUACUGCAAUGCCUGAACGUGAUGGUCCUGCAUGGCGAUGCUUUCGUAAAGGCCGCUCGAGAUAAUCGGGGAUUCUUCAUUUGGUGUCAAGAGAAUAUGCUAAUCAAAAACUUGUGGGACCUGUGCACCGCUGCUCAGUCGCACAUUUGCCAAGUAACUGUGCCAACUUUGCUGCACUGCAUCACGCUUCCAAUGGGAUCAGAUGUAUUUUGGAAAGUAAUCCAGGAAGCAUUUCAUGACGCCGAUUGGAGAGUUCGGUUUGAGGCGGUAGAGCGUGUUACUGUGAUCACUCGAUUCAUGGACAGCACUCCUCUUCGGGCCGAGGUCAGCCUACAAACAUCGCUAGCCACUGCGUUUUGCCAUCUAAUUGCGGCGUGCGAUGAUAUCAACGUGCACGUGGCUCAACGUGCAACCUUAUACCUUGGAACCAUCCACGAUUAUGCCAUCCAAGCACUGCUGUAUUGUCUUGAAAGUCAGUUUGACAAGUUCAUCGUAGACCGGCCUGUGGUGUUGCAAUCGAUCUAUCAGCUACACAAUUCGCUAUCCGACCGCAAGGUACUCACGUGGGAUUUUUUCUUAAACCGCUUUGAUACGCUAUUUGUGGAGGCGCAAGUAAACCUGGAACGGGCGGGAGACAUUUCGUAUUUACGCGAUCUGCGAAACAGUGAAAAUGGGAGCGAGAUCCUUUCAAUGAAGAUAAACAAGGCCCGGGAAGCGUUGAGUCAGUCCGACACGACCGGAAGCAUGUCAAAAACGCUAAGCGCUUCCUUUGGUACUAAAUGGCCCUACAAGCGCACGAUGUCCGCGCCAGCAACAAUAAUACCGCGUCAGGAAUCAAAAAUCGAAAAAGAAAAAGUGUACAGCCGCCAAGUGUCUGCACCGAUUUUGAAGAGGAAAAGCUCUCGUUUUGGGCUAGAUGGACACGUUCAUUCGAUCAGCGGUCAGAAUGAAGAUUUUCACAUGGGAAGCCUGUAUCGAGUGAUCGAUCUAGAAGAAGCGGACAAGGAAACGAUCCACCUGCUUGUCUUCCUUCUGAUGCAGUUCAUGUCUCGGCCUGAUCUGGCUUAUCCCACGGAUGAGAAACCACUGUUCAAAAUUCAGUCCAUCGUGCUCCGGCACCUGUAUCUUCUUUUGGGCUACAAUCAGGGGGAAAAGUUCUUCCAUGUGUCGCCUGCCCGCCUGCGCUGCUCAUCCGUAUUCAAUGCAUUUAUGGCCAAUCUCCCGCAGGUGCUUGAUCAGAACCAUCAAAUGGGUUGGCUGCUACUGCCAACCGUUAUCCAGCUGCUGCUCUACGCUCCGAAUCAGGCAAACGGAGGCUUCCUGCCGCCAGGAACGGCUAGCGGAGCAGAUCAAAAUCACCACAAUAAUGUCGUAACGUACAAUUUUUCCAUCUGGUAUCUAGAGCCGCAUGUGCGACGGAACUGGCUGAUGUCGUUACUGGUCAUUUUGUACAAGUACCAGUAUAAUCAGGCUUCCAUGGCCGAUCAGGUGCAGAAUUUGAUUCGUCUUGUUAUCAAUUCGCUGGAUGCACAGUUUCACAAAUGUCGACGUAUUCCGACCACCAUCAUUAUGGAUUACUCUGCGACACGCUUACGCAAUCAAAGUCAACCUUCGCUCGGCGCCACCUCGGAGCUGGGAGAUGAAAAACGGACAACAAACGAUAGCAGCCCACCGUACAGCCCGCUGCAAACUGCGACACUUUCAAUGUAUGGAUGUGAGGAAUCGUCCAAAUGUCGCUCAUCCAGAGGUAAGAGUGCUGGUGGUAGCAAGGCACGCAAGCAUGCUGAGGUCGAUGGAGACGACACAGAAUCGGAGCUGGUCGUCAUACCGGAGAGCGAUGUGAGCGACAGCACAAUUCAGGAGAGCAGUGUUCAGGGAUCGCUAGAGGAUACGGCUAGCAAUGACGACGAUUCCAAUGUAUUAAAACUUGAUACGGCAGGAAAGAUGAAGGAAGGUCUCGCUAGUCUUAGUCGAACAAACUUGUCCAUAAUUUGCGGAGCUCCAAAAAUUGCCCCAGUGGCACAUACAUCGCUGCCGACAAAAUCGAAAAAAUCUCAGCAACCUACUUUGUCGCUUGAACAAACAGAUGCGGCAGGUAGCAGUAAUGCUAACAGUAAGGAUACCGAGGGAAAGGGUCCCACUGGUAAUAAGACGGAAAAACCGGAGAAAACAAGCAGCAAUAUUUUCCGUAUGCCGUCAGCCUUUCAAAUGAACUCUCAAAAAUGUUCCGUUCAGGAGGGCGUUCGUAUGAUGGUUACAUCAUCUAUGCUAGGCCAACCGAAAGCACAAGCAAUUUUAAAUCCCUUUGCUAAUGUGCAGAAAGCAAUCGUCGUUACACAAAGCACCACCAGCAGCGGUAGCAGUGUACCGAAUGGAGCAAAGGAUGUACCCUCAAAAACAAGCCAAUCGUGUGCUAAACAAGAUGAAUCUCUAGGUUGCAGGAAGACAACAAACACAACGAACACAAAGUUGGAUUCUGAACAAACGAGCCGGGCACCUGGUACAGAUCCUCACACAUUCAAGUUAUCUUGCGAACGAUCCAGUGCUACAUGUGUACAACCAACGGAUAUUAAUGAGCGCAACUCUCCGGUGUAUGAUCCUCUAGCAGAAGCCACUAAAACAUCAAGCUGCCCUGUUUCCGCUAUUCCCGCUGGAUUAGGUAAAAGCUACCUACAACAAAUACCAAUUCCAACGCCGGAACGAUUGCUACCAAUCGGGCAGUAUGCAACAGAGAGCGUAAGCACUAUUGUGGAAAGAGUACGGGAAGGAUUGGCGAUUCCAGAAGGAACGAGCUCCAAUGAAACCACUGAUGAUCGAUCCGAUAGUGCUGCCAGCUGUUGUCACACACGAGAUAUAUCGUCGUCAUCUCCAAGAAAGCUAACGAAGCAGAGUGCCCUAGAAUCUCCACCCCAGGCCCUGGAUAAUGAGAAUGGGCCUGCAGGAACUAGUAUUAGCAAUCCUUAUGCUUCGCACGGUUUGCCAGAAAGAGAAUUAAUGACAUCGGAUGGCAUUAAUAAAGAGAUCCAACCACCUCAGAAAUAUUCUAAAAGAACAAAAGUGUUUAGUGACGGUUCGAAGGACACACGUGUAAAGUAUGCUGGCUCCUGGGCUCCUGACACUAAGGAUGAUGGAUCAGAAAUUGAUGAUCCUGAGAGCUCAUCUUGUCCGGAAAAAUCAAGUAGCCUGCGGAUUGGUGAUGAGUGUAUCUGUCACCGCUGUACAGAGUGUGGAGCGGUGAAAGAGGAGUAUACAGAUGAAGAAAUGGGCAUAAUGUUAAUCGUGCUUGGUACCUUCAUCCACCGGGAACCUUCUCUAGGAGCACCGUUCUUACCGGAAAUACUAACUAUCGUCUCAAGAAUUUCUUUACACCCGACAUUUCCAUGGCGUUGUGAAAGCUUAACUCAUUUGCCAGGUGGUUCACAAUCAGUUGCACACCAGUUCAUUCGAUGUGUUCUGCAUCAGCUUGCUCCUAAUGGCGUAUUUUAUCAAGUUUUUUUAACCCAGAAAGAUGAAACAACUCGUAAGCGAUUCUAUCGAAGUGUGUCCAACAGUUUGAACGAUUUCUCCGAGCUGAACCCAACAAGCCCAAUACAAAUGCUUGCCGAAACGCUGAAUGCAAAGAAAACACUCCCAACGGAUCUAUUGCCCGUGAUCUUCCGCAAUCUAGCCGAGUAUUUACAGUGUGUUCCGAUUGACUGUAUAGCAGGCAGCGUAUGGUUACCAGUGAUACAAGCUCUGGACAGUUUGCUUCGUCGGGUUAUAUUGAUACUAGGUAGCAUCAGUGGUUCCGAGCAUCUGCUUGACAUAAUCGUAGCCGUACUAAAAGUACCCCAACUGUCUAAGAGCAUUUUGGAACCAUUUUCUAAAAUCAUAAGCUACGCCAUACAAAAUCUUCAAUUGACGCAGAGAGUACUCGUUGAAAUUUGCAGCUUGAGUGGACGAGCUUUUGCCAAAGAGCGUGAUAAGCUGUACCUUGGACGGCAAAUCGUUUUUGAUCUAGUGCAAGCACUCAAGUUCAAAAUCAAUGUACCGGAUAACAAUCUGCUGCUUUUGGUAGGAUUUUUACUACAAGACGCUGGUGGAAUUCUGCCAACAGGUAUUAUUGGAGACAUUUCUACCGGCGAAUCGUUUGUUCAUGCGAACUGCAAUAUUUCUGAAUGCAUGAGACAACCCUAUCUUAACGAUAUUCUAGAGUUCUUGGCCGAUUUUCAUACACUGAGUAAAAUUAAGAAUUUGAAAGCGUCAAGCACCACCCCUGGCUUGUGCGAAGACACAAUAGGUGGGGUACUAAAGGGUGCAAUCGCACAGUAUCUUGCACUUGAGAUGUCGCGUGGCAAUUCAAAGGAUAGCCGAACCGUUUCAAAAUAUCUACCAUGGUUGAAUAAUGCACCAUCAUCUUUACAACAAGGUCCAAAAGAAUUCACAGAGUGCGUUGGUCACAUGCGUUUGCUCUCCUGGCUACUGAUGGGUUCACUAACGCACACAGCAUUGAUCGUGCGCCGUAUAGGGGCUGGUACAACAGCACCGCAUCAAACUCACUUGCGGAACAGUGCCCUCAUUAUCCAACCCGUGCCACAAGAAGCCAGUUGUCAUAUUGCCGAUCAUGUGCAAGUAAUUUUUGCUGGAUUUGCAGAACAGUCAAAGACGUCCGUGCUACACAUGUCGUCAUUGUUUCAUGCUUUUACUUUGUGCCAAUUGUGGACGGUUUAUCUUGAGCAAGUGGCAAGUUUGGCAGCAAUUUCAUCGGAAGCAUAUAAUACCACUCUUAGUGUUCUAUUUGAAUUUUGGGCGAAAGUCACUCCAUGCAUCUUGCAACUAGUGUCGCACUCAAAGCUUUCAGAGAGCGUAAACCUUCAUUUCUUGGGUCUUCUGGAAUCGCUGAAGGAAACUAGAUCCACGAUACUGGCGAAAUUGCUGCCGCUUUGGACACCGGUACUUUCGUCUAACACGCAACUGUCCGGUACGCUGCACGUGCGCUUGCAAAACUGUCGCGAUGCCGUUCCUAAUAUUGAGGAACAGGAUUUCCACGCAUCGGAAGCUCUACUGAAAUGGCUACAGCGUCUUCAGUUCAAAAUGGGCCAAAUAGAACUGCAAUCAUCUACGGCCACUCAAUUCUAUUCCAUUUAAGGGCAUUUUGUUAGUUUGUUUGUAUUCAUCUCUUGCUUGCCUAAUGGUAGACUUAUGUUCCCACAUAAGCAAAUAGUCAGUUUAUGCGAUAUCCGUAUCCGGGAGGGAAUCGAUCCAUCUCCGUACUAAUAUAAUGUGUUUAUAAUUGUGUUGCCAAUUAAACCACUAAUAAUUCACGAAUGUGUCUAUAAUUUGAACAGGCCAGCUUGGAUAUGUUUGUUAUUUUUUCACUUCGAUAGAGUGCUACCAUUCUAAUGAUAUUCUACCGUAACAGUACGCAUUGCAGAUAUUACAAAAUGUUAAUCUUAAACUUAGACAGAAAUUUUGAAACGGAAAAGCGGUGUUGAAAAUAUACACAUUAGCAUGAAUGUCUAUGUCGCGUGAUUGGAAAAUUGGUAGUAAACCAAUGUCGAUAUUGUGCAACUUGCAAACGAUAUUAACAAAUAAAAAAUGUGCUGAUGAAAGUUUACAAAUGCUUACCAUUAAA
Messenger RNA from Anopheles merus, 9188 nucleotides. RefSeq names its product protein unc-79 homolog. Lineage: Eukaryota; Metazoa; Arthropoda; Insecta; Diptera; Culicidae. The record is from RefSeq and is a predicted model, not a curated record. Gene Ontology annotation, molecular function: protein binding. Bases 446 to 8701 code for a protein of 2751 amino acids. The transcript is spliced from 28 exons.